AUGGCUUCUACGGACUCGACGCCAGCUUUAAAUAAUACGGGAUCAGAGCGACCGUCUCUACUCUUCAACCCACUUGAAACUUCCAACCCGCUGAAUUUGAACUCGGCCACGUAUAUUACUCGCAAUGAUCUGCCAUAUGGCGCCCCGCAACAGCAAUGGUUUCCUCAACCAUCUCGAAUGUCCGCGUCAAGUGACGGUCGCUCGAAUACACUGACGAGAGAUGGUCAAGGUUAUAUCGCAUAUCAAACGUUGCCUUCAUAUCAAUUUGAUGGUAAAUCUUUUAACGGUAUCAAUGGCGUUGCAUCAACAGUCAUCAUUCCAAAUGGCGCAACACCCAUAACACAGCAGCAACAACUUUCCUCUCAAGCCCGCAACGAUGCCUAUAACUGGAAUGGCCUUACGAGACAAGAUUCGAGACAGGAUCUUCAAGCUGCUAAUACCAUGCCAAGACUUCCAUAUCUGAGUGAUUCACGUCAAAAGACUGGCAACCACUCCUUAGAAUCCUACAAGAUCUCUGGGAUACUACCUCCAUACCCACCAUAUCAUAUUCCAGCUGUUGCUCCCGUUACCAACUUAACAAAGAACUCGUCACCAACUGCAGAACAGUCUUCAACAUAUUUGGAAGCAUCCAAUGCCACACCACAUUCUCUAAACACCCCAACCGCUCUAGCUAGUGAGCCACCGCGUCGGCUAAGUGCAACUGCAUAUCCGACAUCUAGUUCACCUCAACAGUCAAGUGAACAGGGACAAUCGUUGCCACCAAUGGUGCGAAUGAAUACGUGGUCUUCUAUGGGGGAAUCGAGUUCAUGGAUUGCAUCUUCGUCUUCUUCAUCAAACGAUGGUUUCACAUAUGAGGUGGUCGUUAGACAGCAGCCCAUGAGAGCUAGGAUGUGUGGUUGUGGAGAUAAGGACAGGCGAGCUAUCGACCCUCCACCAAUUUUGGAGUUAACCGUCAAGGAUGAAAAUGGCACCAUCAAGAACGACAUUAUGCAAUCUCCCUUUCUAGUCAUGCACGUCACUCUACGGACACCAGAUGGCCUUACUCCCAUGAUGACGACGCCACGAUUACCAGGCAAACUGCCGAUAUUGCUGGGAACUUUGGUCUCAUCACCUAGUAUCUUGCAAGAUGGUGAUGGAAAGCGUGGGUGCUAUUUCAUAUUUCCAGAUCUGAGUGUUCGGCUAGAGGGCACAUUUACUCUGAACUUUACUUUGGUCAACUUGGAAGGUGACCCACAACAGCUAGCAGGACAACCGUCAAGAGUGGCCGCAACCACCUUAUCAGAAGUGUUCAAGGUGUAUUCACCAAAAGCGUUUCCUGGCAUGUCUGAGUCGUCAAAGCUUUCGAGAGCCUUUGCUCAGCAAGGCUAUAGGAUCCCAAUACGAAAAGAACGGCUUCGAUCAGAGAAUGGACGACGUCGCAAACUGUUGGACUUGGAUGACAUGGACGCUAUACAUUCUCAAGUAAUGUCACGGACCACUGAUAUGCCACAGGGUCGAGGAAGCAACCAUGAUCAGGAAGAACAACAGCAUCAACAGGAUUCAUAUGUGUGUGAGCAGCAGAGAGAACCAACUACUGGUGAAAAAAGAAAGGGGUCUCCAGAAUGA
Messenger RNA from Synchytrium microbalum, 1605 nucleotides. RefSeq lists its product as uncharacterized. The transcript is spliced from 4 exons. The record is from RefSeq and is a predicted model, not a curated record. Lineage: Eukaryota; Fungi; Chytridiomycota; Chytridiomycetes; Synchytriales; Synchytriaceae. Bases 1 to 1605 code for a protein of 534 amino acids.